GACCCUGACAGCUCAAUCAUGUAGCCGCCUCAAACUUCACUUUCACUUACAGCCAUGAAAUCGGGGUUCAUAGAAACAAAAACAAAUGAUGAUGAUACCUUCUACCUGAAUUUACCCAGCUGGUAUCAUACCUGUCGCAUCGAAGUUGUCUGAGAGUCACGAAGUGGAGCUCUUGUGAAGUAUGGAUGGAGUCAGCUGGGGCACCACAAGGGCCCAAGAGUCGUUCAGCCGCCCUAAAACCGCAACAGAAACCCUCUCCCGGCUCGCCAGCUUCAUUGCUCGAGCUGACACAAAGCAACAUCUACGCAAUCAGAAGCAGCCAGCAUUCCCAUAUGGUUGUCAAGAGUGUGGAAAAGGCUUCCCGUUUGCAGCUGAUCUGUUGCACCAUCAGGAACUGAAACACACACUACCCAAGCCUCACAGGUGUCCCUCAUGUGGGAAGGAGUUUUCUCUGAGGUCAUCGUUACAGCUACAUAAGUGUGGCCAUGACUCCUCCCCUUGUGAACUUUGUCACGGAGAGACACGGGUUGGUAGUCCAUGCUCCGCAUGUAUGACUCGAACUUCAGAUCCCGAUAGAACGCAGGACAAGUCACCUCACCGACAGCCACACGUCCUGGACAGAAGCCCGUAUGCAUGUGCACCGUGUGGGAGAGGCUUUAACCAAAAGCAGGCUUUGCUGCACCACCAGCAGGCUGGUUGUAAUGAACCACCACAUUCAGCAGGUAUGGCUAAAGCUAGUAGCCUUCCAGUUGACUCUCUGCCUGUCUCUGAAGGAGAGUCAUCUCCUUCAGACUCUUCAGACGUCCCAGGGCCCAGCAGCAAAACUAUAAAUCUUUGCCAGUUCUGUUCCAGAAUCUUUCGCACAGAGGCUGCUCUACAACGCCACAAACAGACAACCCAUACAGAUGAGAGGCUGAUUGCUCCUUCCAGUCAGCACACCAAAGUUGAAAGUGUGGCUGGAGAAGGAAAAAAAGAAGCAAGUAAAAAGUUUAAAUCCAAAAAUAAGUUACUGACCUGUCGCUCCUGUGACUUGGUGUUUAAGAGCACUGCUAAGCUGUACGUACACAGGAAGGAUAAGCACAGCAGAGAGACAAAUCCAAGGAUAGAAACAAGGCCACCUGUCACCAAGCGCAGGAGAAUAUUCACAUAUACAUGUCAGAUUUGCAGCAAAGUGUUCUUUCAUCAUUUGUCACUUCUGGCUCAUGUUAGAAGGCAUGUAGCUUCAGGCUUUACUGCUAUUGAAAAUACAAGCCAGUCAGCAGAAGGUGCCACCAAAGACUCUAGCUUAUUAGAAAAUAGACCAAAUACAGGAAAAACCACAGCAGAUAAAAAGAUACAUGGGGCUGGUCCAGGCAGGCCAAGAAAAGUGCCCAGAGUGAAGGAGGUUAGUAAACCAGAGAAAUGUGAAGAAGUGCCUAAAGUGGAAGAGGAGGAGAGGGAUGAGGAAGAAGAACAACAAGAGGAGGAGGAGGAGGAGGAAGAAGAAGAGGAGGAAGAGAGAGAGUUCCCAUGCCCAUCCUGUGUGGAGGUUUUUUCAUUGCAAUCACAGCUGAAGGAGCACAUAGAGCUUCAUCAGUCAGCUGUGAAGAGGAGGCAGUGCAGCGUGUGCAUGAACGAGAUGGACACCUGUAAAUGGCCCGGGUCAAAGAGGCACAGGCUGUACCACUGUGUGCCCUGCCAACAGGGUUUCUCAUCACUGGACUCUUUCUUAGAACACUGUCAGGACCACCUGAGGGUCAAGGUGGAGGAAGACUGCAUCACAGAGGGCUGCACACAGCAGGCCAGCAAAGCCUGAGUUUCAGUUUGAAUGUAAUCAGCCAUUGCCUUUUUGCCUUGGAGGCCCAGAGAGUGAUGAAAUGAUGUGAAAUUCUUGUUGAUUUCCCAAGUUCAUUGCUUUAGUACUCAGGCCACUUUUACGCUACUCACACUCUGAGUCAACCAGAAAAUGAUGUGCUCAUGAACCAAACUAUGGUUUUCUCAUGUUUAGCACUCUUUCUGCAAAACAAACAGCUUACUUCUUAACAGAGCAGGUGUUUUCAGAUAUUCAUUCUACUUCACUUUCAGAAUUAUGUGUAAAAUUCAAAUUAACUGAGAUCCAUCUCAACAAACAUAAAGUUGAAUCCUUUUAAUUCUUUGCAUUUUUUUCAGAUCACAAAUGUUAAAAUUGUCCCUCUUUCUCAUGUAAUGUCCUCACAAUCAAGAAUCACAAAAGAUAAAGAAUCAACCUAUGUUACUACAUCUGUUGGAAUUGAAUGUCCACAAGCUACGGGGCGACUUCAUUUUCAUGUAUAAAUUAAUUCAAAACCAUUGCACCAUAUGUAGGAGAUGAAGACACCAGUAUUCUUCAUUAACAGUGUUUAAAAUGCUUUCCGCUCACCAUUUUGGCACAUACUGGCCCAAGCAGUGGCUGAUAUCUUGUUUACUAGAAUCUAUUUUUUACACAAGACAUCUAGGAUGAUCCUAAGUGAUUAUUAUAAAUUUGGCAAUAAUUCAUUUUGAGUCCUCAAUAUCACGGACUGGAUUGUUAUUUUAUAUGGGAUUCAGGUAUUUGUGUUGUUUGUAGCAGUGCCUAGAGCAUCAAAUGUUCUGUGUGUUGGUCAGCAUUACUCAGUAUUUGUUAGUUUUUACCAAGAUCUGAUUGAAGUCAACAAAGUCGUAUAAAUUGGCAAGUGUAAUCACUCUAAAGAUUGGCCAUUUACAUUUUUGUGAGUAGUUCCUUUACCCAGUGAAACACACUGGAGAUAACAGACCUAUGCAAACAGAUGGUCAGCGGCUCUUCUGUAUUUAUGUGAUGCUUUGUAAGUGCUGUAGUGAAUGAACCAGGAUCAAUGUGUUUUGUUUUUGUUUGGGGUUUUUUUUUUUUGUUUUUUUUGUCUAAAGGACCCUCAGCUACUGUUUUUUGAAAAGCUACUGUGAAAAUGUAGAAAAUCAUUUAUUAGAUUUUGAAGCUUCCACUUUUUCAAGGUCUUUUGUAAAUUAGGUUAUGGCUCUUUCUAGAAAACAUCAUUAAACUUAACAACUCUAAUGAGA
Messenger RNA from Sphaeramia orbicularis (orbiculate cardinalfish), 3030 nucleotides. RefSeq names its product zinc finger protein 226. Gene Ontology annotation, cellular component: nucleus. Gene Ontology annotation, biological process: regulation of transcription by RNA polymerase II. NCBI's taxonomy places the organism in Eukaryota, Metazoa, Chordata, Actinopteri, Kurtiformes, Apogonidae. The coding region runs from base 182 to 1795 and encodes 537 amino acids. Gene Ontology annotation, molecular function: DNA-binding transcription activator activity, RNA polymerase II-specific; RNA polymerase II cis-regulatory region sequence-specific DNA binding. The transcript is spliced from 2 exons. The record is from RefSeq and is a predicted model, not a curated record.